Messenger RNA from Rhododendron vialii, 5293 nucleotides. RefSeq names its product chromatin-remodeling ATPase INO80. Gene Ontology annotation, biological process: DNA repair. The record is from RefSeq and is a predicted model, not a curated record. The transcript has 23 exons. Bases 299 to 4879 code for a protein of 1526 amino acids. Gene Ontology annotation, cellular component: Ino80 complex. NCBI's taxonomy places the organism in Eukaryota, Viridiplantae, Streptophyta, Magnoliopsida, Ericales, Ericaceae. Gene Ontology annotation, molecular function: histone binding; DNA binding; ATP binding.
AAAGAAGCUUGAAUAAAACGGGGAGCGCACGUUAACCCAGGUCGCCCCCACAGCGCACUUUAGCACACGUAAGCAAUGGCCUUCACCUGUGUCUACGUUUCUUCCUCCCCCCCUCUCUCUCUAUCCCUACCCUUAUCCUGCGCGGCAGCAGUCCUCCUAACUCCCUCCCGCUCUCUCUCCUCUAGGGUUAGGGCUCUCUCCCUUCCCAGUGGCCACAACAAAUUUCUUAUCCCUUAUCCCCCAAUGCUCUUCGGAUACUUAUUGGGAUUUCACUCAUUAGGGUUCUCUUCUCCUCCUUAUGGACGGCGAGCGGCGGCCGAAGAGCUCGUUCUCCUACUCGAAUCUCUUCAAUCUUGAGUCUUUGAUGAACUUUCAACUACCACAACAAGAUGAUGAUUUUGAUUGUUAUGGGAAUAGUAGUCAGGAUGAGAGCAGAGGUAGCCAAGUAGGUGGAGUCAUGGGAGACCGUAGUAAUGGGAUUAUGUCAAAGAGGGACUUGAGUUCGGCUAAGAAGAAGAAGCAGACCACAUAUGGUAGCGAGGACGAAGAGGACAGCAGUUACGGCGUCCGUAUUACAGAGGAGCGGUACAGGGCAAUGCUUGGAGAGCAUAUUCAGAAGUACAAGAGGAGGCCCAAUAAUUCUUCUACGACUCCUUCAUCUACCCGAAUUGGGAUUCCGGUCCUUAAAAGUAGUUCCAAGGUUCGAAAAUCUGAAAUAACAUCAGAUUUUCUCAACAAUGGUGGUUCUCAGAAGCUGGGGAACCAUCAUGAAGCAGAUUUUGCACCAGAAUAUGGCAUCGAUAGAUCAAUUUAUGAGCCUGCUUACCUGGAUAUUGGGGAUGGCAUCACUUAUAGGAUACCCCCAACCUAUGAAAAGCUGGCGGCGUCACUGAACUUGCCACGUAUGUCAGAUAUCAGGGUAGAAGAAUUUUACCUUAAGGGCACUCUUGAUCUGGGGUCAUUGGCUGCAAUGAUGGCAAAUGAUAAGAGGUUUGGGCCCGGAAGCCAGGCGGGAAUGGGUGAGCCCAGGACCCAAUAUGAAUCACUUCAGGCUAGAUUGAAAGCCAUGUCGGUUAGUAAUUCAGGUCAAAAGUUUAAUCUGAAAGUAAGUGACAUUGAGCUGGAUGCAUUUUCCAUCCCUGAGGGGGCAGCUGGAGGAAUAAGGCGAUCUAUCUUGUCGGAGGGUGGUGUUUUGCAGGUUUACUAUGUGAAGGUGUUGGAGAAAGGUGAUACAUAUGAGAUCAUCGAACGAAGUCUACCUAAGAGACAGAAGGUGAAGAAAGACCCUUCUAUGAUUGAGAAGGAAGAAAUGGAUAAGAUUGGGAAAUAUUGGGUUAACAUUGUUAGAAAAGACAUACCGAAACAUCAGAAGAUUUUCACAAACUUCCACAGGAAGCAAGUAGCUGAUGCCAAGAGGUUCUCUGAGACCUGCCAAAGAGAGGUGAAAAUGAAGGUGAGUAGAUCCCUUAAAUUGAUGAGAGGGGCUGCAAUUCGCACAAGGAAACUGGCCAGAGACAUGGUGUUGUUCUGGAAGAGAGUUGAUAAAGAGAUGGCAGAAGUGAGGAAAAGAGAGGAAAGAGAAGCUGCAGAAGCUUUAAAGCGUGAACAGGAGCUUCGUGAAGCAAAGAGGCAACAACAGAGGCUCAAUUUCUUGUUGUCACAAACAGAACUCUACAGUCAUUUUAUGCAAAACAAGUCUGCUUCACAAUCCUCUGAAGUGUUGCCUGUGGGCGAUGAUUUAUUGAAUGAGCAAGAAAUGCUUUUGAGUUCUUUAGAAGCUAAGCUUGGAGAGGAAGAAGAUCCUGAGGAGGCUGAAUUGAAAAGGGAAGCAUUAAGAGCUGCUCAAGAUGCAGUAUCGAAGCAGAAAAAACUGACGAGUACUUUUGAUACUGAAUGUUUGAAGCUGCGGGAUGCUGCUGAUUUGGAGGCCCCUCAGGAGGAUGCUUCAUUUGCAGGAUCUACUAACAUAGAUUUAUUGCAUCCAUCGACUAUGCCUAUAAAAUCAUCAGUGCAGACACCAGAGUUAUUUAAAGGUACCCUCAAAGAGUAUCAGCUUAAAGGUCUUCAAUGGCUGGUAAAUUGUUAUGAGCAGGGUUUGAAUGGUAUACUCGCUGAUGAAAUGGGCCUGGGAAAGACUAUCCAAGCCAUGGCUUUUCUGGCUCAUUUAGCUGAAGAAAAGAAUAUAUGGGGUCCUUUUCUUGUUGUUGCACCUGCAUCUGUCUUAAACAACUGGGCUGAUGAAAUUGGCCGUUUCUGUCCUGACAUGAAAAUUCUUCCAUAUUGGGGUGGGCCUCAAGAACGGACGAUACUUAGGAAAAACAUAAACCCAAAGCGUCUCUAUCGCCGGGAGGCUGGAUUUCAUAUUCUCAUCACCAGCUACUCAUUGCUAGUGUCUGAUGAAAAGUACUUCCGGCGUGUGAAAUGGCAAUACAUGGUUUUGGAUGAAGCCCAGGCAAUCAAAAGUUCGAACAGUAUUAGGUGGAAGACACUUCUCAGCUUUAAUUGUCGAAACCGCUUGCUUCUGACUGGUACACCAAUCCAGAAUAACAUGGCAGAAUUAUGGUCCCUACUGCAUUUCAUUAUGCCAACCUUAUUUGACAGCCACGAACAGUUCAACGAGUGGUUUUCAAAAGGGAUCGAGAGCCAUGCAGAACAUGGGGGCACGUUGAACGAACAUCAGCUUAAUAGAUUGCAUGCAAUUCUAAAGCCUUUCAUGCUGCGGCGGGUUAAAAAAGAUGUGGUUUCUGAGUUAACCACCAAAACGGAGGUCACAAUGCACUGCAAGUUAAGUUCUCGGCAGCAAGCUUUCUAUCAAGCUAUAAAGAACAAGAUAUCUCUUGCUGAGUUGUUUGACAGCAACCGUGGGCAUCUUAAUGAGAUUAAAAUUAUGAACUUAAUGAACAUUGUCAUUCAGCUGAGAAAGGUUUGCAACCAUCCUGAGUUAUUUGAAAGAAACGAAGGAAGUACAUACUUUUAUUUUGGAGACAUUCCGAAUUCUCUUUUGCCCCCACCAUUUGGGGAGUUGGAAGAUGUGUACUACUCUGGAGGUCGGAAUCCCAUUACAUAUGAGAUACCAAAGCUGGUCUACCAAGAAGUUGUUCGGAGUCCCAUCACAUUUUGUUCUGCUGUACAUCAUGGUGUUAGCAGAGAAUCAUUUGAGAAACAUUUUAACGUUUUCUCGCCAGAAAAUGUUUGUCAAUCUAUGUUUGCAGUAGGGAGUAGCUCAAAUGGGUGUUCUGCUCAAAGUGGAACAUUUGGGUUCGCUCAUUUGAUUGAUUUGUCCCCAGCAGAGGUGUCAUUUCUGACAACUGGUUCUUUUAUGGAGAGAUUAUUAUUUUCUAUGGUAAAGGGGGAUCAACAAUUCCUGGAUGAUGUCCUCAACUCGCUUAUGGAAGCUGAGGAUGAUGAUCUUGAUUGUAGUCAACUUGAGAAGGAAAAAGUAAGAGCAGUCACGCGAAUGUUGCUGCUGCCGUCAAAGGCACAGACCAGUCUAUUUAGAAGGAGACUUGCUACAGGUCCUGUGGAAGCUCCAUUUGAGGCUUUAGUCACGUCACAUCAGGAUAGAUUUCUAUCAAAUGUUAGGCUUCUCCAUUCAGCCUACAGGUCCAUUCCCAGGACCAGAGCACCCCCUAUCAAUGCCCAAUGCUCAGAUAGGAACUUUGCUUACCAAAUGCUUGAAGAACUACAUCACCCUUGGGCUAAGAGGUUGUUAACUGGAUUUGCACGGACAUCCGAUUUUAGUGGCCCUAGGAUGCCGGAUUGUCCUCCUCACUGUCUGAUUGAAGAGAUUGACGCUGAACUGCCUGUUUCGCAACCUGCCCUGCAUCUAACAUACGAAAUAUUUGGUUCAUGUCCACCCAUGCAAAGCUUUGACCCUGCAAAGAUGCUUACGGACUCUGGAAAGCUUCAGACAUUAGAUAUACUGCUGAAGCGCUUGAGGGCAGAAAAUCACCGUGUUCUUCUAUUUGCACAGAUGACAAAAAUGCUGAAUAUUAUUGAGGACUACAUGAAUUAUAGAAAAUAUAGAUACCUAAGGCUGGAUGGAUCCUCCACCAUAAUGGAUCGCAGAGACAUGGUCAGGGACUUCCAGCACAGGAAUGAUAUCUUUGUCUUUUUGCUAAGUACUAGAGCUGGUGGACUAGGCAUCAACCUGACAGCUGCUGAUACUGUCAUUUUCUACGAGAGUGACUGGAAUCCUACCUUAGAUUUACAGGCAAUGGAUAGAGCUCAUCGGCUGGGUCAGACUAAAGAUGUCACGGUCUAUAGGUUAAUUUGUAAAGAGACAGUUGAAGAGAAGAUUUUGCAGAGGGCGAGUCAGAAGAACGCUGUUCAGCAGCUCGUCAUGACAGGUGGUCAUGUACAGGGUGACCUAUUGGCUCCUGAGGAUGUUGUUUCUUUGCUUAUUGAUGAUGCACAGUUAGAGCAAAAAUUGAAAGAAAUUCCCCUGCAGGCUAGGGAUAGACAAAAGAAAAGAGGUGGAACGAAAGCUAUACGGAUAGAUGCAGAAGGUGAUGCAUCUUUGGAAGAUCUUUCAAACGCUGGACCGCGGGGAAAUGGAGUUGAGGCCUCUCCUGACCCUGAGAAAGCGAAGUCUAGUAGUAAAAAGAGGAAAGCUACCAAUGAGACACAGACUCAUUCAAAGCCAAGGCCUCGAGAUGUUCCAAAAAGUGCUGAUUCUUCAUCCCCCAACUCUAGGACGCUGAUGGACUUCGAACUGGACGAUUCCCUUCAAAACAUUGAUUCACAGCAACAGAGACCCAAGAGGCCAAAAAGGCCAACCAAGAGUGUCAACGAAACCCUUGAACCAGCGUUUACUCCUCCGUCAGUUGUGUUUCAAGAGAAGACCCAAAACCCACUUAUUCAUGAAGCCGGCUCUUGAUUCAGAGCUGGAGCUGAGGAAGAUAUUUCAGGCCGUGGUUGAAGUUAAAACUUGUCAAAUGGGUAAUGAUUCUAUGAUGCAGGGAAACCUUGCUUUGGCUGAUCAUGAUCAAGCCCUUGUUCUGUGGAGGAUACGACAAAACUUUGCGACCUUUUUGCAUUAGGUCCAACGGAGAAGUACGAAGGACAAGAAGGAAAAUUGUAUCAUGGUGUGUUGUACAGAUUAUUCAUUCAAGACUUUCUGGUCAUUUUGCCGGUUAUUACACUGGUAGAUUUUGGCAUGUAUAGUUAGGAGAUCUCUCUCUUACCCCAAAUUCCGUCAUAGAACUUGUUAGAGCAACGAUUUUGUAAGCAUAAGAAAGCUGCAUUAUUUUGGGUGGGGAUAUUAUAUGGAGAAAUAUGGGCAGCAUUGAUA